CACCUAGGGGAAAAUGCACCUGAUUUUGAAUCGGUAUAAUAUUUUUUAAGAUGUGUUUCAACACCGAGGAGGAAAUGGUCCUAAAGUAAAUUUAUAAUAAGUAAUAAAUGUGCUCCUGGAAGUAAAGUAUUUACAGCAAUUUAAUCCCUAUUUAUACCGUGCAUCUCAAACCGAGGAGGAAACACUGAGAAGACAAAAGUACCUCCGAGACCCUGAGAACUCCCCCACACCACCAUGAAUGAAACCGUGCCCGAUACAGUAACUGGAUUAUAAUUUUUGGUGUUAUUAAUUUUAUUAUUAUUGGCUGCUUUACUUUUUUGGGUUCAUCCUGCUCCUCUUCUUCCUCUCUCCCUUCCUCUUGCUGCUUCCUCUUGGGAAUUAUGGCUCAUCCGGGGAGAAGAGGCUACGAUAACCGGGAGAUAGUGCUGAAGUACAUCCACUAUAAACUCUCGCAGAGGGGAUACGACUGGGCUGCCGGCGAGGACAGGGCACCCCUGCCUCCGGGUCUCUCUCCUCCUCCUCCUGCUGCUGCUGCUGCUGCUGCUGGGACUUCCUCUGAUCACACUGGGCUGGUGUCUCCGCACCCCGAGCCCCCCGGCUCGGCUGCUGCUAGCCACGCACCCCCGGCCGAGGGGCUGCGCCCCGCGCCCCAGGUGGUCCACCUCGCCCUGCGCCAGGCCGGGGAUGAGUUCUCCCGCCGCUACCAGAGGGACUUUGCCCAAAUGUCCGGCCAGCUGCACCUGACCCCUUUCACGGCCAGGGGCCGCUUCGUGGCGGUGGUGGAGGAGCUCUUCCGAGACGGGGUUAACUGGGGCAGGAUCGUGGCCUUCUUCGAGUUCGGCGGCGUGAUGUGCGUGGAGAGCGUCAACCGGGAGAUGUCUCCCCUCGUGGACAGCAUCGCCACCUGGAUGACCGAGUACCUGAACCGGCACCUGCACAACUGGAUCCAGGACAAUGGAGGCUGGGAUGCCUUCGUGGAGUUGUAUGGCAACAGUAUGAGGCCUUUGUUCGAUUUCUCCUGGAUCUCUCUGAAGACUAUCCUGAGUCUGGUUCUGGUGGGAGCUUGCAUCACUCUUGGCGCUUAUCUCGGACAUAAGUAGAGUCACCCAGUUUAUCGUGGAUUACAAAAGUCUUUCAAAACAACAAAAUAAUAUUUUUUUUUCUGUAGCACAAUGAUAUUUUAUGAGCAAAACAACUUCCCAGCUAAAGAUUAAAUCAGCUAUUACUGCCAAAGGAAAUAUCAUUUAUUUUUACAUUGCAGGAAAAUUAUUUAUUAAAAGAUAUUUACAUUUUAACCUGCUAUUUUCAGAAACUCUGCAAGUUGUAUCUGUCAUCACAUCAUGUUGUUAUUCUUAACUUUAAUGAGCCCCAAAGUAUUUUAGGUCCUUUUUUUUUUUUAAUUAAUGCAGCUGGCUGGAUUAUUUUAUCUCUGAAGAGCAAAUAUACUGACAAAGACCUACCUGCUUACAUUCACGAGGGCAGUUACUUGAGCUGCUAAAGGCUGCGUAAUUGUGUUGAUUUUCCCUGCAUUUUUCCGGAUGGCUGGGAGGGAUCUGAAAGACAAGGUCAGCGUGAACAAAGUUCUCACCGUGUCCUGCUGGCAAGAACUGACAGCGCAAACGAUUCAACAUGGUACCUACGUGGAGUCAAGAUGGCACCUUCUUGAAGGACACCUGGCUAUCCCUACAGGAGAACAGUUGGAAAUAUGAUUGCCUAUGCCUUGUAAACAUGCGUUUUCAAGUUACUGGUUGUGCCAUCACGUCAUAAUCACAGUACCCUAAUACAUGUCAACUCAAAUACUUUUUUUUUUUUUUAAUAGAAGUGUGAAGUUAAAUCUUUGGAGCUUGCAGGAAAUUGCCGUUCCAAUGAUUUUCUCAGCAGUGAAACGUUUUUUUGCGGCUACUGACACAGAAACAUCAGGAGACCUUAAGUGCCUGCUUCGACAGAGCAGAGCUGGAGUCUGAAGACCUGACCUGUGUCCCACUUUAGUGGGCUCAUAUCUGCAACUAAUCCUGUUUACUUACUGAGUUCCUCCGGGGGUUUGAAACCAAUUAGAUGCGGUCUCUAAAUCCCUGAAAGUUGAAAAAGAUCUUAAUUUUAUUUGGCAAGAAGCAGACCUCAGCUGAGUUACAGAUUAGCUCUGACUAUCCUUGUUUAUCAAACUGGACACCAAAAUCAAGUUCAUUUUCAUAACAGGAAAAGAAAGUGAGCUUUAUCCUCCUGCCCCUCGCCCUCAAAAUUAUUUCAUGCUAGUUAACUUCCUAAGACUGUCUACAGAAGAAAAGAUGAUGAAGAAACUCCAAAUCCUCUCUCUGGACAGAGACUCUUUGACACCUCAGCCGCGCAGGUGCCUGCUGUCGUUUCAAGCGAAAAUAGGGUGGAGGAAAAGGGGGUGGGUGGGGGGGUGGGGGUGAAGUCACCUGCUCGUGUUACAAAAUGCAACUCAAGUCAAAUUGAUGCCGAGUACUCAGUGUGCAGUUUUAUAAACAGACCCGUGUUCUGAAACCAGAUGUGUCGAUGCGUUUUAAAGCGGGGCUUUCCCUGCGCUGGGAAGGGGGGCCAGGAGUCCCCACGAAGCUGAGGAGUCUGAAGCCUGUCCCACGGGCUGCUCUGAGGCGUGGAAAUGUCCAGCUUCAAAUGUAUAAGUCAAGCGCUCCUAUUUUUUCUACAAAACUUUUGAAAUCUGGGAUUUGUGGGUAAAUGGACAUCCAGACAUAAAAAGAAAAGGCUGCAAAGCUCUGGAUAAAGUGUACCGUACAAUACAUAAGUGCUCUAAGGGCGAAAAAAAUACAGUGAAUAAACUGUAGAUUCAACCUCAAGACUUCAGUCGAAUAACUUUGUGGCAUUAUAUGCAAAUUAUCUCCAUUACCUUGGGAAUGUAAUACGUUCAAUGUUAAGGCUGUAGUUGAUGUUGUGUCUUCAAAGCUGCUUUUUUGUUCGUUUGUUUUUUUUAAGAGUUGUACAUCUCAGCAUUUUUACUGCUAUUUAGUCGUGGCACCUACACUUUGUAUGAGCAAAGAUGGAGCUAGCUUUACAUUUCAAAUUUGAAAUUACUUCUAAUUUUAUAGAAACAUAGAAAGGAAAUGUUAUUAAGAACACAAAAAUGUGAACUAUGCUUGAUUAAAGAAAAAUGAAAAAGCCCACCAUCAAACAAAAAGCACCUGCAGUGUUUUCAGAGUGCUUCUGUCAGAAGUGGGCACGCUCGUAUAGGGUUCGGAUGAAAAAUAUUUGAAAUGGGAGCAACCGAAUAUUGUGGAUUGAGUGUGGGCUUUGGGUUUUUUCAGCUUCCAAGCCGAAUUUGUCCGCAGCCAAUUUCACAGCUGGAAUUGGCUGGUAUCGAGCUAAUGUUUCAUUUCACAAUCUAGUCUUCGUUUCAAUUUGUGCCCAUAUGCCCAUUAAAGUUCAUGAACUAUUAGACUUCAAAUUGUUUCAAUAUUGUUUAUUUUAUUAAAGGUUUACAUUGUCAAAAGUAGUAAAAGAGUAACUAUCAAUUCCAGUGCUGCUAUACUACCAGGAUAAUCUGAAUGGGUUUUAUUUUUUAAUACCUUCCAAUGGCAAAAGUUUCUUAAAGCUGCUUUAGAAAUAAUAUGAAGACGACACAUGAUACACGUUUAAAUAAAUACUGAGGAUUUUGUGUUCUGUUGUGUCUACUCACUGGACUUCCCAGUGUAUUCGUUAAUACCAGGCAAAAAGAAGAGUCAUGAUGACUGUUGAUGAUUUUAUUUUAUUAAAGAGCUAAUGGAGUUUCCCUGUCCUGACUGCAGAAUAGUACAGUAUUGUGGCUGCAUUAGGUAUAAUGAUAGUUGAUAAUACAUUUAUUAAGAAACAUAUUAGAAACAUUGAAUGUAUAUAAAAGCUUGAACUUCUUUAAUAAAAGCCUCUCCUCUCACUCCUGCAUUUCUUUUGCAAUAAUUCCUCUCUUUCCUAUUCUUCAUUACACUUUCACGUAAGAUUUUUGUUCCCACAAAAUGCCUUAUAGACUUCCAUGCUCCAAGACUAUGCUUCAGUGAAAAAUCCAUCCUGCGUCACUAUGUAUGCACACAGAGCUGACCGCUCCCAGCAUAUCCAAGUUGUGAAAGCAAAAAAAAUAAAAAAAGAGGGACACUUCUGAAGUUGGUUAGGUGUGGAAGAUCAGAGGACAACAAAGGAAGAGGUCAAGAGGAGGGAAACAAAGAGAUCACUGCAAUGUAUCCUUGCUUAAAUAUGACUGUUACUGGGAAUUUGUUUAUCUCUCAUCCUUUCCCUUGAAAAAAGGAUGAUAUCAGGGCACAAUAAAAUAUUACAGAGACCCCACAAUUAUUCUUCGCUAUAAAACUUUGUUAAUUUGGAAGGCAGUCUUUUGCAAAACAGGAAUUCCAUAGGAAUUUAAGAGAAAUACUUGAUUUUGCUGUAUUCAAUUUAUUUGUCGUUAAUUCUUUUUCACUCCAUUUAUUAAGAAAAUAAUGACGGAAAAUAUUUUGCUUCCAAAAAAAGCCCAACCCAACAACAAAAAUGUAAGAUCUAUUAUAGAUCAGUAACUUAUGAACAGAUGGAAAAACAAGAAAAAAAUUCUGCAAGUUAAGUAUUCUGAAAUCAGAGCUGACACAGAGGACGUUUCUUAGUAGAACAAGCACUGGAUCCACCAAUGGAGCAAUGGGGCUGUUGAGGUAACAUAGAAUAUACAGAUAAGGAAAGGGGCUGGAAGAUAUGGAGAAUGACAUUGGUAGGUAAGAAAAUCUCGAGUUUCAUAUGAUGCAGGAGUUCACCCAUGAAAGUCUGAAAAUAACUUUAACUAAAACCAGCUACAAAUGUGUGCACUGCAUGACUACAAUUACUAAAACUUUUCAGUUGCAAAACUAUUUGUAAAUUAUUAUAAAACUAUCCAAUCACUAUAAAAAUUCAUCGAUUUGCUGUUGUGAUUGGGGAUUACACAGCCUUAGUAGGGUUGCGCUAAUAAGGAACAAUUAUGAAAAAACCCACAAUUGUUUCUCUGCACCUCUUUUCAGUGGUGCCUGGGGACAGGACAAGAGGUAAUGGGCACAAACUUGAACACAGGAAGUUCCAUCUCAACACGAGGAGGAACUUCCUUACUUUGAGGGUGGCAGAGCACUGGCACGGGCUGCCCAGAGAGGUGGUGGAGUCUCCAUCUCCGGAGACAUUCAAAACCCGCCUGGACGCGUUCCUGUGCAACCUGCUCUGGGUGACCCUGCUCUGGCAGGGGCCUGGACUAGAUGAUCUCCAGAGGUCCCUUCCAUCCCCUCCCGUUCUGCGAUUCUGUGAAACCAGAUGUGCAAAGGAAACACGCAGGUGAUGCAGUUCAAAGAAUACAGACCCAGUACCCCCAAUCCUUGCAUGCACACAAGCCUCCCCAGCUGAGGCACUGGGAGUCAGCUGUACGUAAGGACUGCAUGCUUUGACCCUGAAGCGUGACACUGUGCUUAGCUGUGCACCUGCACUCCGCUCCACAAACCUAGAAGUCCUAUUGAUUAAAAGUAUAGUGAAGUAGCAUGUUUAAAGCCUGUCUUUUUUUUUUCCUCUUUCUAUCUUUAAACAAGCUAGCAAAAUGAUUCAUUUGCAUUAUGAGUUAAUGGCUCAGUACUAUAUGAAAAAUUAAACAUCUUUUGAUUUAUGAAUAUAAAAAUUCUUUCUCACUGCAAAAGCCCAGCUUUGUUUUUCGUUCCUAUCUCUCUUUCAAACAAGGCUAAAUACAAGGAAGACAAAAGAGCCAAUUUAAUCUGUAUUUGGUUUAAAUCACGCUCCUAUACUAAGUUAAUGCAGCUUCAUCACACAAUGAAAUAUUUUUCAAAGUUACACAGCAUUAAGAAUUCCACACGAAAACUGUAUAUUUUUAUAAUUUAAAUAGCACAUUUUUCUCUUUUUCUUCUGAAUAUUUGAAUUUUAAUUAUCACCAGCAUAAAUGUACAUAAGCAGAUAUCGUUUAUCCAGUACCUUUGGAUGAUGUAUGUAUGGUAAUGUAGUUUGUCAGUUUAUCAUCAUUUAAUAUGAUUAUGUCGUUCUUUGUCUUUAAAAUGUUAUAAGAACAUGCUGCCAUUAAACUUACCAUGUUUGUCUAGUUAAUAUUGUGAAAAAAUAAUAAAGCACA
This is a messenger RNA of Chroicocephalus ridibundus (black-headed gull), 6082 nucleotides long. It is a transcript of the gene BCL2, whose product is annotated as BCL2 apoptosis regulator. Gene Ontology annotation, biological process: extrinsic apoptotic signaling pathway in absence of ligand; negative regulation of intrinsic apoptotic signaling pathway; intrinsic apoptotic signaling pathway in response to DNA damage. The coding region runs from base 381 to 1100 and encodes 239 amino acids. Gene Ontology annotation, molecular function: protein homodimerization activity; protein heterodimerization activity. The record is from RefSeq and is a predicted model, not a curated record. The transcript has 2 exons. Gene Ontology annotation, cellular component: mitochondrial outer membrane. NCBI's taxonomy places the organism in Eukaryota, Metazoa, Chordata, Aves, Charadriiformes, Laridae.